This is a messenger RNA of Vigna angularis (adzuki bean), 917 nucleotides long. Its product is annotated as serine/arginine-rich splicing factor RSZ22-like. The transcript is spliced from 6 exons. Bases 162 to 698 code for a protein of 178 amino acids. Gene Ontology annotation, cellular component: nuclear speck. The record is from RefSeq and is a predicted model, not a curated record. Lineage: Eukaryota; Viridiplantae; Streptophyta; Magnoliopsida; Fabales; Fabaceae. Gene Ontology annotation, biological process: mRNA splicing, via spliceosome. Gene Ontology annotation, molecular function: zinc ion binding; RNA binding.
GUUUAUAAGAGCAUUAAAUUCGAGAGUGAAAGCUAUCGGUUUCCCACAUUUGCAAAUAAAAGAAAAAGGGCUUAUAAAAGGUAAACGCUUUCCUCCUCAACGAGGCUGCUAGGGUUUUCGUUUUCUUCUUUUCUGCAUCGCUUCAGGUUCUUUCUGUAAAGAUGUCUCGCGUGUAUGUUGGUAACUUGGAUUCACGAGUGACGGAGAGGGAUCUUGAAGACGAAUUCCGUGUUUUCGGAGUUAUUCGGAGUGUUUGGGUUGCACGAAGGCCACCUGGUUAUGCUUUUAUUGACUUUGAUGAUAGGAGAGAUGCUCAGGAUGCUAUUCGUGAAUUAGAUGGCAAGAAUGGUUGGAGGGUUGAGCUUUCUCACAAUUCUAGGGGUGGAGGUGGUGGCCGCGGUGGCCGUUCUGGUGGUUCUGAUUUGAAAUGUUACGAGUGUGGUGAACCUGGUCAUUUUGCCAGGGAAUGUCGCUUACGUGGUGGAUCAGGAAGACGCCGAAGCCGCAGCCCACCUCGAUUUCGUAGGAGCCCUAGCUAUGGACGAAGGAGUUACAGUCCUCGUGGGCGAUCUCCUAGACGCCGCAGCUUAUCACCUCGUGGACGAAGCUACAGCAGGUCACCUCCCUAUCGUGGACGGGAGGAGGUUCCAUAUGCUAAUGGAAAUGGCCUUAGGGAACGUCGCAGAAGCAGAAGUUGAUUUUGAAAGUUGGUGUCUGUGAUUGUUAAGAGAAUAGUGAGAUUUUGUUAAGCUAGUGUUUGUUUAGACUUAAGUACGAGUCUAUUUUGUUGGGCAAGCCCGAGAUUCUACUCUUGGAUUGGAUUAGUUACUUUGUGUCUCAGUUUGUGUUGAAUUUGUAUUUGCAGAAUAUUUGUAGUGUUAUUGCAGGUAAUGAUCUUUUUAAAGUUGUUCCUAGUA